AUGGGCAACAUAGCCUCUGAGAAGGGAAGUGACACUGAAGCCAAUGCAGGGCAGGCGAAGCCAGUCUUUCUGGAGGGAGGUUUCAAGGCAUGGAUGGCUGUUGUGGCAUGUUGGUGCGUCAUGUUCAACACCUUUGGGUACAUCAACGCAUUCGGAAUCUACCAGGCAUAUUACAAGAACACAUUUCUCCGCAAUGAAAGCGAGAACAACAUAGCAUGGAUUGGUUCACUCCAGGCCUUCUUCAUGUUCUCUGGCGGCUUGAUUUCUGGGCCAAUGAUGGACCGAUAUGGCCCCAAGGUCAUUCUUGUACCGUGCUCGACAUUAUUUAUCCUCUCGGUCAUGCUCAGCAGUCUCUGCAAAGAAUACUACCAAUUCAUCCUCGCACAAGGCAUACUCGGCGGACUGACUAACGGGCUCUGCUACACUCCAAGUCUGACUGCCGUUAAUCAUUACUUCUUCAAACGUCGACCCCUUGCCAUGGGCAUUGCAUCUAGCGGCUCGUCACUUGCUGGUGUCAUCUUCCCCAUCGCCCUCAGCCGCAUGCUGAACGACACAUCGCUCGGCUUCGGAUGGUCAGUUCGUAUCCUGGGAUUCAUCAUGCUGGUCUUUGCCAUCAUUUCCUGCAUCACGAUCAACACCAACGCCCCGAAGAGAAAGACCGGGUCUCCAUUCGUCCUUGACGCAUGGAAACAUCCCGCAUACACGAUCCAAGUCAUCGGCCUGUUCCUUGUCAUCAUGUGUUUCUUCGUGCCAUCAUUCUACAUUCCCUCUUAUGCCCAGUCCAUCGGCAUCAGUGCCAAUCUGUCCAACUACUUGAUCGCCAUCUUCAACGCGGCGUCAUUCUUUGGCCGGAUCCUCGGCGGGGCAUUUGCCAACCGGCUGGGCCGCUUCAAUGCGCUGAUAGCGUCCUCAGCAGUCUGCGGCGUCCUGAGUCUGACAUGGCUAGCCAUUGACGCGCACGGAAGCAUGAUAGUGUUCUCCGCGCUCUUCGGCUUCUUCUCCGGCAUCUUCAUCGGGCUCUUCACGGCCACGAUCGCCCUGACUGCCCCGCGACCCAAUGUCAUCGGGUCGUAUAUCGGCAUGGCGCUCGGGGUGCUGAGCUUGGCGAGUUUGAUAGGCACCCCCAUCACCGGGGCCAUGAUCAGCCACUACCAUUCCUUCCACCAAGCCAUGAUCUUCGCAGGCGUGUGCGGCUUGGUGGGCGCGGGCCUCAUCAUCAAAGCUCGCGUGCAUUACUCGAAAGAAUGGAUUGCGUAA
Thyridium curvatum is the source of this 1257-nucleotide messenger RNA. RefSeq lists its product as uncharacterized. Gene Ontology annotation, cellular component: fungal-type vacuole membrane. The record is from RefSeq and is a predicted model, not a curated record. Lineage: Eukaryota; Fungi; Ascomycota; Sordariomycetes; Thyridiales; Thyridiaceae. Bases 1 to 1257 code for a protein of 418 amino acids. The transcript is spliced from 3 exons. Gene Ontology annotation, molecular function: transmembrane transporter activity. Gene Ontology annotation, biological process: transmembrane transport.